This is a messenger RNA of Sarcophilus harrisii (Tasmanian devil), 1974 nucleotides long. It is a transcript of the gene PKNOX2, whose product is annotated as PBX/knotted 1 homeobox 2. The record is from RefSeq and is a predicted model, not a curated record. Lineage: Eukaryota; Metazoa; Chordata; Mammalia; Dasyuromorphia; Dasyuridae. Gene Ontology annotation, molecular function: RNA polymerase II cis-regulatory region sequence-specific DNA binding; DNA-binding transcription factor activity, RNA polymerase II-specific. The transcript is spliced from 14 exons. Gene Ontology annotation, biological process: regulation of transcription by RNA polymerase II. The coding region runs from base 399 to 1820 and encodes 473 amino acids.
CCCUGUGCUGCUGACGUCCAGAGCAGUGCUGGGAAGUAUAGGCUGUGUUGUCACGCCGGUGUCAGUCUGAUGAAGAUUGGCAUCAGGUGAUGUGUGUGGCUGGGUCCUGAAGCUUUCUAUCUUCUAUGUCACUUGCCAGAAAAGAGGCCCUGAACUUUGCUCGCCUUAUACUCAGUGGAAUUGCUGGCAGUGAUAGAAAGGAGAUUAGAGGUGAUAUUUCUGCCUUCAAGCCUUCUCCAGGCUGUUGGAAAACAAGUCAAACAAGGCAUUUUGUCCUUGGUGAAAAGAAAGAAUUUCUAACCCAGCUUGGAAGUAAGAAGAGAAGAAUAACCCUCCUGUGGACAGUCCCAGAGGCAACCUGGGAGCACCACAAAUAGUCCUCGAUGUGAAUCAAUCCCAUGAUGCAACAUGCCUCCCCAGCCCCAGCUCUGACAAUGAUGGCCACGCAGAAUGUCCCCCCGCCACCUUACCAGGACACCCCGCAGAUGACGGCGACCGCCCAGCCACCCACCAAGGCUCAGGCCGUCCAUAUCUCAGCGCCUUCAGCUGCUGCCAGCACCCCAGUUCCCAGUGCCCCCAUCGACCCCCAGGCUCAGCUGGAGGCUGACAAGCGUGCUGUAUAUAGGCACCCUCUCUUCCCACUCCUGACGCUGCUGUUUGAGAAGUGUGAACAGGCCACCCAGGGCUCUGAGUGCAUCACCUCAGCCAGCUUUGACGUGGACAUCGAGAACUUCGUUCAUCAGCAAGAGCAGGAACAUAAGCCCUUCUUCAGUGAUGACCCGGAACUGGACAACCUGAUGGUGAAAGCAAUCCAGGUUCUGAGAAUCCACCUGCUGGAGCUGGAGAAGGUGAAUGAACUCUGCAAGGACUUUUGUAACCGUUAUAUCACCUGCCUCAAGACUAAGAUGCACAGUGACAACCUGCUCAGGAACGACCUCGGAGGUCCCUAUUCCCCCAAUCAACCCUCCAUAAACCUGCACCCACAGGACCUCCUGCAGAAUUCCCCCAAUUCCAUGACAGGAGUCUCCAAUAACCCCCAGGGCAUUGUAGUACCAGCCUCAGCACUCCAGCAAGGCAACAUUGCAAUGACAACAGUCAACUCACAAGUUGUUUCAGGUGGAGCCUUGUACCAGCCAGUUACCAUGGUAACCUCCCAGGGUCAGGUGGUCACCCAAGCAAUUCCCCAGGGAGCUAUCCAGAUCCAAAAUACACAGGUUAACCUUGACCUCACCUCCCUCCUGGACAACGAGGAUAAGAAGUCCAAGAACAAAAGGGGAGUCCUACCCAAGCACGCCACCAACAUAAUGCGUUCCUGGCUCUUCCAGCACCUCAUGCAUCCCUAUCCCACAGAGGACGAGAAGAGGCAGAUUGCAGCCCAGACGAACCUUACCCUCUUGCAAGUCAAUAACUGGUUCAUCAAUGCCCGAAGGCGUAUCCUGCAACCCAUGCUUGAUGCCAGCAACCCGGACCCUGCCCCCAAAGCCAAGAAGAUUAAGUCUCAGCACCGGCCCACCCAAAGAUUCUGGCCCAACUCAAUUGCUGCCGGUGUGCUACAGCAACAGGGGGGGGGCCCAGGGACAAAUCCUGAUGGCUCAAUCAGCUUGGACAAUCUGCAGUCCCUGUCCUCAGACAACGCCACCAUAGCCAUGCAGCAGGCAAUGAUGGCAGCACAUGAAGAUUCAUUGGAUGGGACGGAGGAAGAGGAUGAGGAUGAAAUGGAGGAAGAGGAAGAGGAAGAAGAGCUGGAGGAGGAGACUGAUGAGCUACAGACAACGAAUGUCAGUGACCUGGGCUUGGAACACAGUGACUCUUUGGAGUAGCCACGGGGGCUAGUUGGCGCUGAUUCCCCCACUGGGACAAGGGCAUGGGGAGGGAGGAACAGAUGAGCAAUCUCCCGCAGGAAGUGUGGUCCUCACCUCCCAGAAUCAGCAGCCUGAGGAAUUGAAGACAAGUUUCCCUGCCCUUGCCCAGCCA